GUCAGGCGCCCCUUCGGUCCUCUUUGUCCGCCCGGUGGAUCGCUCAGCCGCCUCGCUUGCGCCUUUCUCCCUCCCCCCGCCCGAAGGGUCUCCAGGAAGAGAAGCCCCGCCGAGCCUUGAGAAGCAGCCGCCUCCCCCCAAAAGAUCGCCAUGGAUGAUGAUAUUGCAGCGCUCGUGGUCGACAACGGCUCCGGCAUGUGCAAAGCCGGCUUCGCGGGAGAUGAUGCGCCCAGAGCCGUCUUCCCCUCCAUCGUGGGUCGCCCCAGACAUCAGGGUGUGAUGGUUGGGAUGGGCCAAAAAGACAGCUAUGUUGGAGACGAGGCGCAGAGCAAGAGAGGUAUCCUGACUUUGAAGUAUCCCAUUGAACAUGGCAUUGUCACCAACUGGGAUGACAUGGAGAAGAUUUGGCACCACACCUUCUACAAUGAACUCAGAGUCGCCCCGGAAGAGCAUCCCGUGUUGUUGACAGAAGCCCCCCUCAACCCCAAGGCCAACAGAGAGAAGAUGACCCAGAUCAUGUUUGAGACUUUCAACACCCCAGCCAUGUACGUUGCCAUCCAGGCUGUGCUCUCCCUGUACGCCUCUGGCCGUACCACCGGCAUUGUGAUGGACUCUGGUGAUGGUGUCACCCACACUGUGCCCAUCUACGAAGGUUAUGCCUUGCCCCACGCCAUCCUCCGUCUGGACCUGGCUGGCCGCGACUUGACCGACUACCUCAUGAAGAUCUUGACCGAGAGAGGCUACAGUUUCACCACCACAGCCGAACGAGAAAUUGUGCGUGACAUCAAGGAGAAGCUGUGCUACGUUGCCCUGGACUUUGAGCAGGAGAUGGCCACCGCGGCGUCCAGUUCCUCUCUGGAGAAAAGCUACGAACUGCCCGAUGGACAAGUGAUCACCAUCGGCAACGAGCGGUUUAGGUGCCCGGAAGCUCUCUUCCAGCCAUCUUUCUUGGGUAUGGAAUCCUGUGGCAUCCACGAAACCACCUUCAACUCCAUCAUGAAGUGUGAUGUUGACAUCCGCAAAGAUCUGUAUGCCAACACCGUCCUCUCUGGUGGCACCACCAUGUACCCUGGCAUUGCCGACAGGAUGCAGAAGGAAAUCACCGCCCUGGCACCCAGCACGAUGAAAAUCAAGAUCAUUGCCCCACCUGAGCGUAAAUACUCAGUCUGGAUCGGAGGGUCCAUUCUGGCCUCCCUCUCCACCUUCCAGCAGAUGUGGAUCAGCAAGCAGGAAUACGACGAAUCCGGGCCAUCCAUCGUCCAUCGCAAAUGCUUCUAAACCAGGACUUAGUUACCACCAUAGCAUUUUUUUUCCUUUUUUUUUUUUUUUUGACCAA
Protobothrops mucrosquamatus (brown spotted pit viper) is the source of this 1336-nucleotide messenger RNA. RefSeq names its product actin, cytoplasmic 1. The coding region runs from base 151 to 1278 and encodes 375 amino acids. NCBI's taxonomy places the organism in Eukaryota, Metazoa, Chordata, Lepidosauria, Squamata, Viperidae. The record is from RefSeq and is a predicted model, not a curated record. The transcript is spliced from 6 exons.